Messenger RNA from Anguilla rostrata (American eel), 3454 nucleotides. Its product is annotated as BMP/retinoic acid-inducible neural-specific protein 3-like. Gene Ontology annotation, biological process: positive regulation of neuron differentiation; nervous system development; negative regulation of mitotic cell cycle. The transcript has 8 exons. Lineage: Eukaryota; Metazoa; Chordata; Actinopteri; Anguilliformes; Anguillidae. Gene Ontology annotation, cellular component: cytoplasm; dendrite; neuronal cell body. The record is from RefSeq and is a predicted model, not a curated record. Bases 836 to 3091 code for a protein of 751 amino acids.
GAUAUGCUCCAAAAUGCAAUUACAGGGAGCUGUUCGAAUUUUACGCAUGUGACUAUGUGAGUGGGUAAGAUAUGAAAGCAAGACGCCGGAGUCUGCCUGACCCUUUUCUUGAGAUCUAGCUCCUCAACUGGCACAGACGGGGAUGCGGAGAAGAAGGGUCAACGGAGCUAGGUGGUAUUGCUGACUUUAUAAAAGAAUAUUUAACCAGCGUGAAAAUGCACUUUUUGCAUGCCGCGUUGCAUUACUAAAUAGCAUUUCGAUGCUGGUUGGUUAUGUUUUUUUGGUGAUCUCGCUUUCCUUUUCGUAAAGAAGCGCGUGUAUUCCAAAGAUGUAUUGUAAACGCGUUGCUUUUUUCUGUCUGUAUGGAUCAUUUUAUUAGAUAAAGAGUAUGUCUAAAAAGGUCAACGCGUUCUGCAUCCGGACGGAUAUUAUACAUGGAUAACCUUGUUAUUUCAUUACACAGAGAUUUUUUUCCACAAGUCACUGGGUGGAAUAGAGAAAUAUAGAGAAAUGUGUUUGCGCGGUGCCGGCUUUCAGCGAUUUUAUUUGGAUGGAGUUUAAUGAAUGUUUAGUUUUGGCAGUUGUUAUUGUUUUAAGGUCAGCUAGAUAAAACGAAUUUUCUAUUUUUGAUAUUCGUUUCUGGAUAAGUUCAACUGGAUGCGUAAGAUAAUGGGACACUAUCAUCAAAACUAUGCUUGCUGUUCAUGCUACAGCAACCCACGUGAUAACAUGAUUGGUGGUGUUCCUGGGGAGUGGAGAGAAUGAGGAUCCCCGGUUCCCAGUGGAGGUGCCAUCCAGCAGCACAGUGUCAGUGCUGACCUGCUCUCUCUCACUGAUGGCUCUAUGGGAGUUCCUUACACUGAGCAUCCACUGCUGGAUUGCGGUUGCUGCCAGCCUCCCUGAUCAAAGGGCCAGGGGGCCCCUGGACUGGCUCCUCUCUGAUAAGGGCCCCUUCCACCACUCUCAGGAGUACACCGACUUUGUGGAAAGGAACCGACAAGGCUUCUCUACCAGAUACAAAAUAUACAGAGAGUUUGGGAGAUGGAAAGUGAAUAACUUGGCUGUGGAGCAGAGAGACUUCCUGGACUUCCCUUUACCCCUCACUCCAGAAUUUUUCCGCAACAUACGACUUAUUGGACGACGGCCAACCACCCAGCUGAUUACUGAAAACCUUAUUAAAAAAUAUGGGACUCAUUUCUUGCUGUCAGCAACACUUGGAGGAGAAGAGGCCUUAACUAUAUUUGUGGACAAAAGAAAGCUGAGUUUAAAAACAGACGGGAGUGACUACUCCAACAGUAGCACUUCCGUUACAUUGGAGACGCUCCACCAGCUGGCGGCCUCCUACUUCAUUGACAGAGAGAGCACGCUGCGCAAGCUGCACCACCUCCAGAUAGCCUCCACUGCCAUCAAGGUAACAGAAACAAGAACUGGCCCGCUUGGUUGCAGUAAUUAUGACAACCUUGACUCUGUUAGUUCGGUACUGGUACAAAGUUCUGAAAAUAAAGUUCAUUUACAAGGUCUGCAGGUUAUUUUGCCAGACUACUUGAGAGCCCGCUUUGUACAAGCUGCUCUCAGUUACAUUGCCUGCAAUGGUGAGGGUGACUUUGUAUGCAAAAAUAAUGAUUGCUGGUGCAAGUGCAGUCACAGGUUCCCAGAAUGCAACUGCCCUUAUAUGGAUAUUCAAGCAAUGGAGGAAAGCUUACUUCGGAUUACUGAGAGCUGGAGCAUACUUUAUAAAGAAUUUGAAGAUUCAGAUGAAUUUAAAAUGUUCCUGGCCAGACUCCCACAAAAUUAUUUCCUAAACAUCUCAACUAUACAGAAGCUGUGGUCAAUGGACAGUGUAUUUCAGCGCCGCUAUGGGCAGAUGGAGAGCAGCAUCAAUGGGCUGUUUGGAAGGGCUCAACGAGUGGUGUACAAACUCUUCAGUCUGAGCAAGAGGUGUCAGAAACAGCCACAAAUUGCAUUACCCAGGAAAAGGCUGCGGACAUACUGGUUAAACUACUUCCAGUCUUUACUGUACUGCUCAGAGAACAACCAGCUUGGUUCAUUUUCUGAGGAGACACACAGUUGCAUCUGCGCAUAUGAACAGAACUGCCAGCAUCCCAUGCCCUGCUCCAUAGGGGAAGCACAGGCCUGUGGUACAUGUGCUCCCGACAACCUCACCCGCUGUGGAAGCUGCAACUCCGGCUACAUGCUGAGCCAAGGAACCUGCAAACCCAUGGUUGCAGACUCCACUGAAAACUACCUGGGCUUUGAAACAGACUUGCAGGACCUUGAGCUGAGAUAUCUGCUGCAAAGAGCAGACAGGAGGCUUGAGGUCCACGCCAUUUUCAUUAGCAACGACAUGCGCCUCAACAGUUGGUUUGACCCUUCCUGGAGGAAACGCAUGCUACUCACUUUAAAGAGCAACAAGUACAAGUCAAAUCUUGUACAUAUGUUACUGGGUAUAUCCCUCCAGGUAUGCCUAACGAAAAACAGCACACUAGAGCCAGUACUAACAUUGUACAUCAACCCUUUUGGUGGAAGUCACUCAGAGAGCUGGUAUAUACCUGUAAGUGAGAACAAUUUUCCUGACUGGCAGCCGACUAAGCUUGACCUUCCCCUGGAGUGCUUCAACUGGACCUUGACCCUAGGUAACAAGUGGAAAACCUUUUUUGAAACCAUUCACAUCUACUUGAGGAGCCGUGUCAGGGCUCAGAGCAGUAGCGGGAACGACAGCUCAUACUAUGAGCCACUGGAGAUCAUUGAACCCUCCAGGAACUUGGGCUACAUGAAAAUAAACAGCAUCCAGGUGUUUGGCUACAGCAUGCACUUUGACACUGAGGCCAUUCGAGAUCUCAUUCUGCAGCUGGAUUAUCCCUACACACAGGGGUCCCAGGACUCUGCACUGCUGCAGCUGCUGGAGAUCCGUGACCGGGUGAACCGCCUCUCACCAACAGGUACACAGAGGUUGGACCUCUUUGCCUGCCUUCUCCGGCACAGACUCAAACUAACAGCCAGUGAGGUAGCCCGGAUCCAUUCCUCUCUGCAGGCAUUCAGCAGGCGCCUGCCCAACUCUCUGGAUUAUGAGACCACUAAACUAUGUAGCUAACACUGACACAAGUACAGUAUGCUUAAAGAGGCCAUUUGUGAUACCUGUUAAACAUUUAAAUAUUUAUUAUAUACAUUGAGCUGGUGAGGAACCUCUUUGCCUGUGGCCAAAAAAAGAUAAAAGACAAAUGUAAGAAAUCAGUUAUAUGAACUUGUUCAAAAGAAAAUGUUUAUUUGUAUGCACUCUGAGCAAAUUAAGGUGAGAGGGGACUUACAUUGUACAAGUAUAUUUGUUUUUAAAAGUUGUUUUUACAAGUUCUGUUGCUUCAGUGACAGUGCAGUUUCCAUACUUGAAAGACUAGUGAUGUCAGUACAUUUUGUAGAUGAAUUGUUAUUAAAGUAUGAUAUUAUAUGUAUUGUGAAA